UCUUGACGUUUCGAACAAGCAUGGAGGGCGUCCUGUGGAAGCGCGGGCGCAUGCUCGUGAGCUCGUGGCACGAGCGCUACUUCGUGCUGAAGGACUGCACGCUCGCCUACUUCUCCAAGGCCGGCGACCUCCAGACGCGGGGCAUCCUCGAGCUCGGGCCCGACGCCAGCGUCUCGUCCAUCGAGCUGCGCAAGAAGGGCGGGUCCAAGUCGCUCUACUGCUUUACGAUCGCGCCGCAUGGCGGACACCACACGCCCUCCUCGACCGUCGUGCACCAUCAUGGCGUCGGCCACGAGAGCGGUCUCAUGGUCGGCUGCGAGUCGCGCGAGCUCGCCAACGUGUGGCGCAAUGCGAUCAUCCAAGCGAUCCAGCUGCCGGGUGAGACGCUUGGCGGCGUGCGCUCGCCCAAGGAGCGCGCUUCGUCCGCGUCGAUCGCUGCGCUGCCGCAGCACGACAAGGGUCGCCAGAUCCUCCUCGAGAAGAUGGACCGCAAAUGGCCCAUGUUUAGCGGCACGUACAACGUGCUCAGCGUCCUCGGCGGCAUGCAGAUUUACUACGAGCAGUUCAACUCGGCCAAGCACACGCAUGGCUUUGCGGGCCAAGAGUGCCAGAGCUGGCAGCAGCUCAACAGCAUGCUCGUCUCGACGCUCAGCGCCAGCGUCAUUGCCGCGAUCGCCGGCGGCAUUGGGGGCACGUCGAUGCUAACGGUGUUUGUAUUUUCGCUUCUCGCGGCCGCAUUUACCUUUUGGACCAAGUCGGGGCACGCGCUGCACAGCGCCGACGUGCCCAGCUUCAAGGCCACGCGCGUGAUUCCUGGCACUCCAACCGAGGUCUUCAACCUGCUCAUGGACACGGACGCCCGCGUCAUGUGGGACGCGUCGGUGCAGAGCGUCCGCGUGCUGCAGACGAUCGACUCGCACUCGGACAUCCUCCACGUCGUCUACAAGCCCGUGUGGAUCUGGCCCAUGUGGUUGCCGGGCUGCGACGUGUGCUUGCUGCGGUACUGGCGCGAGACGGAAGAUGGCUCGUAUGUGAUUUGCAUGCAAAGCGCUGUGCACUCCGAGUGCCAAGUCUCGGACAGCACGCGCGCCCUCUGCCACGGCGGUGGCUUUACGGUCGCGCCGCCAACCAACGCCAAUACGCUGGAAGAGCCCACGUCGCUCGUGACCUUUGUCAUCCACAUGAAUCCCCAAGGUCUCUUUGGCGUCUUUCUGCGUCGACUCGACCUCCUCUUCCACUACAUCAAGCCGCAGAUCUUUGCGCUUGUCGGGCUCGAAGAAGCCAUGGAAGCCCGCCAGUACAACAUGCUCACGCUCGCCGAUGUGCUCCACGGCGACGACGACGUGCGACCUGGUGAGCCGACAUCCGAGGGACCCGCCGCACCGGCGCCAGCGCCUGUUGCCCGCGCACCGCUUUUGCCAUGCACGCUGCCCAGCGAAAUGUGGAGCGAGCCGCCGCCGGGACUGUUUAUGGUGCGCGGUCCCGACUACCACAACGACAAGCGCAAGGUCGCGUCGGCGCCGCCCGCCUUUCAGCUCGUGGCCUGCGACCUCUUUGACACGGGGGCUGUUUCGAUCGAGAACAUUUGCGCGCGGCCCGACAACCUCGUCCAAACGCAGUCGAUUGACGGGUUUGUGUUUGCAAUCAACCUGCUCUUGCCGGGGUCGCCGCGCUACUCGCUCGUCCUCUACUACCAAGUGGUGGACCAAAGCGUGCUCGCGGACGGCUCGCCGUUUGCCGAGCUCAUGAACGAUUUUCUUGACGGGACGGACGAAUACCGCAACGAGCGCUUCAAGCUCAUUCCGUGCAUCGUCGAAGGCAACUUUAUGGUCCGACAAGCGGUCGGGUCGACGCCGGCCAUCAUUGGCACCAAGUUGCGACAGCCGUACUUCAAAACGGACAAGUACUUUGAGCUCGACGUCGACAUUACGAGCAGCGCGGUCGCCAACCGCGUCACGGGCCUCGUGCUCGGCUACACGAAGAAGCUCGUGAUUGACAUGGGCUUCCUCAUCGAGGGGCGGCAGAGCCAGGAGCUGCCCGAGCGCCUCUUUGGCGCGUGUCGCAUGUCGUACGUCGAUAUGACCGUGGCCACGAAAAUGGCCCGAUGAGCCAACGGUCCCGCAAGACGUCUUGCAAGAGAGUAGUAAAUGACACGGUGCUUGAUAGACAAUGACUUGCUAUUUCAAUGGCGCCACUCGAACGAGCCAUGAG
Molecule: messenger RNA, 2211 nt
Organism: Saprolegnia diclina VS20
Lineage: Eukaryota; Oomycota; Saprolegniomycetes; Saprolegniales; Saprolegniaceae
Exons: 8
Coding region: 21-2108 (695 amino acids)
Molecular function (GO): lipid binding
Source: RefSeq, a predicted model, not a curated record